CUGCGCAUGCUCAGUGUAGUAGCCGGUUAUGGCGGCGGUGUGUGUUUGUCCAUGAGGUGGGGGGACGCCUGCUAUUCUUGCGGUCUGUGACAGAGCGAUCCGAGCGAAGCGCUGCCAUGGCUGGAGUGUUUGACAUUGAUUUGGACCAGCCGGAGGAAAAUAUAUCCGACGAUGAGAAUGAGGAGGUUCAAAUCAGUGAUAUCAUGGACCAGUGCAGUGGGUUUGAGUUCAACAUGGACGACUGUGAAAAGAUUGAGAUAUCGGAGGACAACGUCAAUCAGGGGACAGAGAACAUCAGACCGGAGUGCUUUGAGCUGCUGCGGGUGCUGGGGAAAGGCGGUUAUGGAAAGGUUUUUCAAGUUCGAAAAGUUGUUGGAGCUGCAUCGGGCAAAAUAUUUGCCAUGAAAGUCUUAAAAAAGGCUAUGAUUGUACGCAAUGCCAAGGACACGGCCCAUACCAAGGCAGAGCGGAACAUCCUAGAGGAGGUGAAGCAUCCCUUCAUUGUUGAUCUCAUCUACGCCUUCCAGACAGGAGGGAAGCUGUAUCUCAUCCUGGAAUACCUGAGUGGAGGAGAACUGUUCAUGCAACUGGAGAGGGAGGGCAUCUUCAUGGAGGACACAGCCUGUUUCUACUUGGCAGAGAUCUCCAUGGCUCUGGGCCACCUGCACCAGAAGGGCAUCAUCUACAGAGAUCUAAAACCUGAGAACAUAAUGCUCAACAACCAAGGCCAUGUAAAGUUGACAGACUUUGGACUGUGUAAAGAGUCAAUUCACGAUGGCACAGUCACCCACACUUUCUGCGGUACCAUCGAAUACAUGGCCCCAGAGAUCUUGAUGAGAAGCGGACACAACAGAGCAGUGGACUGGUGGAGUCUGGGCGCUCUGAUGUACGACAUGCUCACAGGAGCGCCACCAUUCACUGGUGAAAACCGAAAAAAGACCAUUGACAAGAUCCUGAAGUGUAAGCUCAGCCUUCCACCCUACCUCACACAAGAAGCAAGAGAUCUCCUGAAACGGUUGCUGAAAAGAAACGCCUCGUCGCGGCUGGGAGCAGGAUCAGGAGAUGCCACAGAGGUGCAGGCUCAUCCCUUCUUUAGACACAUCAACUGGGAGGAUUUGCUGGCUCGGAAAGUGGAGCCUCCCUUCAAACCUUUCCUGCAGUCCGCUGAAGACGUGAGUCAGUUUGACUCGAAGUUCACCAGUCAGACACCAGUCGACAGCCCUGAUGACUCGACCCUCAGCGAGAGUGCCAAUCAGGCCUUCCUGGGUUUCACAUACGUCGCUCCGUCAGUCCUGGAAAACAUCAAAGAAAAGUUCUCAUUUGAGCCAAAAAUCCGCUCACCUCGACGGAUCAUGGACAGCCCAAGAACACCUCUCAGCCCAGUCAAGUUCUCAGGGUCAGACUGCUGGGCCCGGAGCCCCCUUCUCCCCGGCGGAGGGCCAAGUGUCCUCCAGUCUCCUCAGGACCAGGCCAUGGAGCUGUCCACCCCGGAGCAGAUGGACGUCACAUCAAACUCCGAAGCCUCGGCCCCUCUUCCCAUCCGUCAGCCUGCCGGGGUCAACCUGGCUCAGAUGAAGCAGCAAACCUAUCCCGUCGUGGCCAAGCGGCCCGAGCAUUUACGUAUGAACCUAUGACCCAACGGGCCUCUUUAGGAGUUUAUUUCUUGAUUUAUUUUUUGUUGUUAUUUUUUAAGAAACAAAGCAAAAAUAUAUGGAUGCUAGAGACAAUUCAAAUCCAAAAUUGCACAUCCGCACACUCCAUAUACUGUCACAACCUGGAGUUUGUGCGUGGGUCUGGGUGUCCAGCUUGCUGCAGGUAAGUGCUACCGACGACCUCACCACUUCUCCUCCGACACCUUUAGGUCUCGUGACCUGUGUCUUCUGACCCUCCUUUUCUGAACUGGACUAGUAGGACUGGAAACCCUUUGAGGAGCCACAGCUUUUUGUGCGACCUGGAAAAUCAAAGGUGAUAAUGAAUCCCACAGUAUGCAAGCUAUUUACUCUAAAAUACAGUCUGCUGUACAAGAUGACGUCCAAAAUGCUUUGUGCUAUUUGAAUGAAUGCCAGUGAGAAAAUUGCUUCCAUUGGGAGAUUUUGACAGUUCUUCUUAAAUACAAAAUGCUUCCUGGCUCUGAAUGAAAUGUUAUUAAUUAGGUUUAUUAUUGAAAAAGAUCAAAGAAAUGAUCAUUGCGAGCAGUGGACAAGCAGAGGUUCUGGUAUUGAUGAAUAUAGCUUUGUCUUACAAUGUUUUACAAAAUGGAUGCAUUAACUGCUAUACAUCAAUGAUGAAUCAGAGCCUAAAUUAAACA
This is a messenger RNA of Perca flavescens (yellow perch), 2308 nucleotides long. RefSeq names its product ribosomal protein S6 kinase b, polypeptide 1b (gene rps6kb1b). Gene Ontology annotation, molecular function: protein serine/threonine kinase activity; ATP binding. Bases 117 to 1634 code for a protein of 505 amino acids. Gene Ontology annotation, biological process: protein phosphorylation; signal transduction. Lineage: Eukaryota; Metazoa; Chordata; Actinopteri; Perciformes; Percidae. The transcript has 15 exons. The record is from RefSeq and is a predicted model, not a curated record.